Molecule: messenger RNA, 1977 nt
Organism: Ostrinia nubilalis (European corn borer)
Lineage: Eukaryota; Metazoa; Arthropoda; Insecta; Lepidoptera; Crambidae
Product: odorant receptor 94b-like
Exons: 6
Coding region: 76-1353 (425 amino acids)
Biological process (GO): sensory perception of smell; detection of chemical stimulus involved in sensory perception of smell
Cellular component (GO): plasma membrane
Molecular function (GO): odorant binding; olfactory receptor activity
Source: RefSeq, a predicted model, not a curated record
GUUGGAGAACACUUGCACUUAUAAGACUAAAAACGAAAUCCUUACUAAUUAGUUCUUCAACAACACUUCAUAAUUAUGAAGUGGAAGAAAAAUAAAUACCGCUCCCGAAUUGUCUUAAUAAAAAAAGAUAAUGAAUUCCUGCAGAAAAAUAUCUUAGUGACCAUGAUCACCCAUAGGAUUGAGAACAUAGGGCUGACCUUUUGUGUGAGUGAUGGGAUCAAAAUACAUUGGCUGGCCAUAUUUGCUAUAAUUUCUUUUGUACUAACCCAAGGAUUGCAAAUUAUUGGUUUGUUCAAUGCAAAAGACGACAUAGACAAGGUAUUUGAAUGCUUCAGCGUCAUGUCUUUUUGUGGCAUGGGAAUUCUUAAGCUCCUGUCUCUAUGUCGAAACCACAAGCAAUGGAAAAUGCUUUUGGACAACAUCAAGCAGUUAGAAAAUACACAGUGCCAGAAUGAGACCUCGAACGUGGAAUAUGAGAGUGACGACGAAAAUGAUACAUUUACUUUCCCAAGCUACAUCGAAUCUUACACCAAAAAGUUUCAAAUUGUCUCAACUGUUUUGAGCAGAAUGUAUGGAUUUACAGCAAUUAUUUACAUUCUGUCACCGUUCGCAGAAUUUGCCCUUUUGAUAUUGACUGGCAAUGAGGAUUAUGAGAAGCCUCACGUUCUGCCAGGUUGGGCGCCAUUUGAUUCAUGGAGUUUUAUUGGGUACUUAACGAAUGUGGCGGUAGAGACAAUUUCAGCAACUUAUUGCGUAUUGGUUCACAUUACUUUUGAUUUGACAUCAAUUGGCGUGAUGAUUUUUAUUUGCGGGCAGUUUUCUUUGAUUCGUGAUUACAGCAGUCAUACAGGUGGAAGUGGAGCAUCGUGUAAUUUGUCGAAAAGAAGAGAGGAUCGCGCACAUCACAGAAUAAUUAUAUGCCACAAAACUCAUUGUCUACUCAUGAAUACAUGUGACGAAUUGGGAAAACAACUGCAGAAUAUACUGGGGGUGUACUUUUCCGUAGCGACCUUGACUCUAUGCUCAGUUGCAGUAAGGCUCAAUUCGGAAUUGAGUCGCAUGGAACUUGCGAGCUUACUGCAGUUUAUGUGCGCGACUCUUACGCAGCUUUAUCUCUUUUGUCAUUUUGGACACAACGUUCUGCACCAGAGUUCAAUAGGAAUGGGCGACGGUCCAUUUGGGGCUGCCUACUGGUGCCUCAGCCCUCGCAUACGCCAAGAACUGGUGAUACUAGGCAUGGGUAUGAUGAUGCCAAGGUAUUUUAAAGCAGGCCCAUUCAUUUCGGUGGAUUUACCUUCGUUUGUUCAGGUUUUACGCACAGCUUAUAGUUAUUAUGCUGUAAUACGGAAAUGAGCUGAUAAUGGGGUCAUAUUAGUAGAUAAAUUGUCUACAUUUACUUAGAUUUUUGCACGAUAUAAUGUAGUGAUGCAAUUGUCAUGGAAAAUUUUACUAGAGCAGGGGCAUUGAGUCAGAUCACACCGCAAAGAUAAAAUCCACCAAUAAUAUGUAUGAAGCUGCGCUCACCGAACUCUCUAGAAGGCUGUGAGAAGAACCAGAGUAAAUUGACACUUCUGUCGAAUUUAUUAAGUUUGUUUUUUGAAGUGAAUCAUUCACGAAUUCAUUAAUUCACUGCAAGUACGAGUAUCGCGGGAAAAACAAGUAAUGUGAUGGGAAUAUUUGGAGUAAACAAGGAUAAAAAAGAACAAUAAGCCGCUACAUGAAGCUGCAGACACUACGGCCUCACAAGUCUCGACGCAACAACAGUUGACUCACGCCCGUAUUCACAAACGAUGCUUGCUUAAGUGAAGUAGCAAAUCGAACGCACAGCGUUGAAUGGAGCUCUGUGAUUGGUUUGUGUGUGUGUGUCACGCGCACUGUGAGACCUCAUAGUAACGUUUGUUAAUACGGGCGUCAGAUUAUUUUAGCACAGUGCGGAUUGAUGGAUGGCUGGUCACAUAAAUAAAUAGUCGCGAAAUU